This is a messenger RNA of Funneliformis caledonium, 1968 nucleotides long. Lineage: Eukaryota; Fungi; Glomeromycota; Glomeromycetes; Glomerales; Glomeraceae. The record is from the annotation of a GenBank genome assembly.
AUGUCACAGUGGAUAACGCCAGGUAGUUUCCAGCAACAGCCACCUUAUUCAUCUUUUCCAGCUCCACCUAUUGAUGAUUUAUCUUUGGCUUUCGAUAAUCUUGCAAUGGCAUUAAGAGCCACUGCUGGACCACCAGAGAUAGAUAAUUUUCAAAUAUCACUCGGAAUGUUGAUGCAUGAUUGUUCACAGUCCAAUAUACAACGUGGUAAAACAUGGAUAUUUGAUCAUUGUACAACACCAGCACAUUUUGACACCUUAAUAUGUUUUAUUAUUGCGCUUUCUAAAUCUCGACCGAUAUUUGAGGAUAGACUUCACUUAAUAUACCUUAUAAACGAUGUACUUUUUCAUAGUGAACGUAGACAGGAACCUUGGAUUAAGGAAGCAUUACAUCCACAUUUACUCGCGCUAUUGCGAGUUGCUUUUCAUUUUAUGGAUGCAAACGAGAAGCAGAAAGAGAAAGUUGUUAAAAUUAUAUCUAUUUGGGACGACAAACAAUACUUUGACGAUAAUAAAAUCAAUGCUUUAAGGACCGGUAUUAUAAUUCCACCACCCCCAUCUAGUGGUAUUUCAUCAUUAUCAUAUUCAAAUCCUGGUCAACAUUCAAUUGGACACUUGCGUUAUCAGGGUCAACAACCUUAUUAUAAUUCAGGUGUCCCGCCCCCACCCCCACCCCCAACUGGAAUAUUUCCUGCCCCGCAGCCAACUGCUCAAUCCAUUUCUCCUCCAGUUGCUCAUUUAUCUCCACCAAUCGCACAAAGUCUUAUCCGACCUGCUUCUGAACCUGUACCGGCCGUUAUUCCAGAACAGUUUCCACCAGGCCCAUCUCCUCCAAGCAUGCCGAUGCAAGGAAUAAUCAGGUCUUCAAUUCCUACGACCCCGAUACCGUCUGUCUCGGAAAAAAAAUAUUAUGAAUUACCAGCUGGACUAAUGGUUCCAGCGGUCUUGCCUGAGGAUUCUCCUUAUACACCCAUUCAUGCGGCUUCAAUUAGGUUACCACCUCACCGUUUACCCCCUACCACGGAAUUGUUAGAGGCUGUUGACAGAUUCUAUGAAGGAAUGUUUAUAAUAGAAUCUAAUCUAGAAGGGGAGGAUGAACGUGCAUUAAAAGAAAAAUAUCAAAUUGACCUAGAUAAGGAUGGUUGGGAAAUUGGAUUUUUAGACGAUUUUUAUAUGGAUCUGCAAGAGCAACGAGAGGAAGCAUUGGCGAGAGCAUCGUCCGAUAGACAUCACCAACAACAACAACAUGUAUCUUCAUUCAGAAAUAGACGGGAUGAUCGUGGAAUCGAAGUCGCAGUCGUUCAAGUCGUUCAAGAGGUCGCAGGAGGCAUAGACAUAGAGUGGAUAGCAGGAGUCUUAGUCGUAGCCGUUCGAGGUAUAGAAGCCAUAGUCGGUCAAGACAUAGCUGGAAGAGGUCUCGUUCAAGAACUCGCUCACUUACUAGGUCCAGGUCAAGAACUAGAACAAGGACAAGAUCAAGGACUCGAUCAAAAACUAGGACUAGAACUAUAUAGUUCGAGGUCAAGAAGUCGAUCAAGAUCAAGAUCAUAUGAUCGAAGUUAUAAUAGUCAUGACAGACGUAAAUCAAGUGAUUAUAGUUCAUCAUCCCGUAGACGUUAUCGAAGUAGAUCUUAUAAUCAAGAAGUUGCUAGAGCAGAUAAAAUGAUAUCUGACCGUAAUGUCGGGUUUCAAAUGUUAAAGAAAUUAGGUUGGGAAGGAGCUGGUACGGGAUUAGGUUCAACCUCAACAGGCAUUGCGGAACCCAUAAAGGGAGGAGAACUUAGGUUUGGUGAACAAAAGUAUUUGGGGGUUGGUCAUAGUCGCGGGGAAGAUGGAGACAUCUUUGAUCAAUAUCGUAAAUCAAAAAGUUAUACUUAUCAACGAAGUGAAAUUUGUUCAAAAGAUAAAAAACCGGCUGGAUGCUUUAGAUGUGGAAAGCACGGUCAUCUGGCUCGCGAUUGUUCUGAAUAA